AAACUAAUUGAACUGCCAGUCAUCGUGGUUGUCAGCUUUUAACAAUUUAUCCAUAUAGAAAUCCGGAUUAAAAUUACUGCUUUUGGCAAUAGAAAUAGUUUUUAAACUUAAAUAAUUGAAUAUGAGUGUGCGUGUAAUUAAUGAUGAUGUCCACUUUCAAGCAGAGCUUAGUUCUGCUGGAAUCCGCCUUGUGGUGGUGGAUUUCACAGCUAGUUGGUGUGGACCGUGCCAGCGCAUAGCUCCACAUUUUGAAUUGCUUCCUAAUAAAUAUCCAAAAGCAAUUUUUCUGAAAGUGGACGUUGACAAGUGCCAAGACACCGCUGCUAGUCAAGGUGUUUCAGCCAUGCCUACAUUUAUUUUUUAUCGCAACCGGGCAAAAAUUGAUCGCGUUCAAGGUGCUGAUAUUAUGGUUCUGGAAGGUAAAAUUCAAGAGCACAUCGGCUCUACCGGAGGCGACGAAGCCGGUGAAGACUAUGGUCAAGGACUCAUGGAACUGAAUACAUUCAUUUCGAAACAAGAAUGCGAAUGUUUGAACGAGGCCGAUGACCAUUGCUUAAACCAUUGUCUUACCUCGAACGGUGGUUAUCUGCAAUCAGACUGUGACGAACAAUUAAUUUUGUCGGUGACAUUUAAUCAACUAGUAAAAAUUCACUCAUUGAAAUUUAAGGCACCACCACACUUGGGGCCAAAAGAAAUUAAGCUGUUUAUAAAUCAGCCCCGUACAAUCGACUUUGACAUGGCCGAAUCUAUGACGAGUGUACAAGAUUUAACAUUGGAACCUAAGGAACUUGAAAGCGGACAACCAGUCAGUCUUCGUUACGUAAAAUUUCAAAAUGUUCAAAACAUACAAAUAUAUAUUCGUAACAAUCAAUCGGGUGGAGAAGUUACACAACUUGAUUAUAUUGGAUUCAUAGGUUCGCCAAUUAUGACUACGAAAAUGACAGACUUUAAGCGUGUUGCCGGUAAAAAGGGGGAAAGCCAUUAAAAGUUCUCAGUGCAUACAUCGAGCAAUAAACAGCACUAUAUGUAUAUUGAAUAUAUUUCCAAUCGCUUUUCUAAUAUUCCA
Molecule: messenger RNA, 1066 nt
Organism: Rhagoletis pomonella (apple maggot)
Lineage: Eukaryota; Metazoa; Arthropoda; Insecta; Diptera; Tephritidae
Gene: Txl
Product: thioredoxin-like protein 1
Exons: 5
Coding region: 122-985 (287 amino acids)
Source: RefSeq, a predicted model, not a curated record